AUGUUGAACGGAAGAGUUUUUUGCAGCUUACUCGCAUUGUGGUUGUGCCUUUGCUUAGGUGCGCACAGUGCUCCUUCGGAGAUUAUUGAUUUCUAUAAGCUUUUCAAUAACCCCGAACCGCAAUUGAGUUUGCCCUCAAGAAGGACUACGGCCUAUUACCUGGGAGAACAUGGCUAUCCUGCAGAGCAUCAUUAUGUGACCACUGAGGACGGUUAUAUACUGGGACUGUUCCGUAUACCGUAUUCGCACAAUCUACAGAAUCAAAAUGAAGUUCGUCCAAUUGCCAUCAUUCAGCACGGAUUAUUUUCAAGCUCUGACUUCUGGCCGUUCCUAGGACCAGAUGAUGCUCUGCCCUUUUUACUGGCCGAUGCGGGAUUUGAUGUGUGGCUGGGAAAUGCCCGCGGCAAUACGUAUUCCCGGAACCAUACAACACGGUCGCUGAAACACCCAGAUUUCUGGCGUUUCAGUUGGAACGAGAUUGGCUAUUAUGAUAUUGCCGCCAUGAUAGACUAUUCUCUCAGUACUGAGAAUGGUCAAAAUCAAGCAGAGAAGGCCAUCCACUAUGUGGGUCAUUCUCAAGGCACUACGGUUUUCUUUACUUUAAUGUCUAUGCGUCCAGAGUACAAUGAGAAGGUCAAGACGGCUCACAUGUUGGCCCCAGUGGCCUUUAUGGGCAAUAUGGAAGAUCAGAUGGUCAAUAGUUUGUCGCCAUACUUGGGUUUCCAUAACAUCUAUUCGAGUUUGUUCUGUUCCCAAGAGUUUCUGCCAUACAAUGAGUUUGUCCUGGCCUUGCUCUACAAUGUCUGUCGUCCAGAUUCGGUGGUCACUGGCUAUUGUGAUACAGAUCUUGAUAAUCUUAAUAUCAAUGGACGUAGCAAUUCGACUGCCAGCGCAUUGAGUUCUGGUACUGCCCCGGCCGGCGUGUCGACUGAUCAGAUUCUACAUUAUAUGCAAGAGCAUCAAUCGGGACACUUCCGUCAAUUUGAUUUUGGCAGAAAGAAGAAUCUAAAGGUCUAUGGAACUGAGAACCCGCCCGAUUAUCCCACCGAAAAAAUCACUUGUGAAAUGCAUCUAUGGUAUUCGGAUAACGAUGACAUGGCCGAUGUCGACGAUGUUCUACGGGUGGCCGAGACAUUACCCAACAAAGUAAUGCAUCACAUUGAUGAUGAGUUGUGGGAUCACAUGGACUUCGCCUCGAACUGGGAGGUACGCAAGUACAUAAACGAUCCAGUAAUUGAAAUUAUGCUGGAGUAUGAAGUCAGAAGUCGUAAGUGAGAAUGUAU
Molecule: messenger RNA, 1283 nt
Organism: Drosophila willistoni
Lineage: Eukaryota; Metazoa; Arthropoda; Insecta; Diptera; Drosophilidae
Product: lipase 3
Exons: 3
Coding region: 1-1275 (424 amino acids)
Biological process (GO): lipid metabolic process
Molecular function (GO): hydrolase activity, acting on ester bonds
Source: RefSeq, a predicted model, not a curated record